AGCAACAACAACAGCAACGCCAACAAAAGCAACAGUUAAUCGACAAUGGCCAAGAGGAAGAGAGAGAAUGGCGAGAGCGCUGCCGCAGCCAAGGCCUUGAAGAGCAGGAAAAACGAGGUUGCAUCAAAAUUCAAGGAGCUUGCAGUAGAGGAUGCCACCGAAGUGCAGACCACCGUCACAGAGAAUGGCAAUGCGAUUCCAGACACAACAACCAUCCAAGUUAUUACUGGGUCCUACGAAAGAGUUCUCCAUGGCUUUGCAGCGACUGUCCCAAGUGCCCUCCUUACUGGCCAAGACAACGCCUCAAUGCCAGAAUCCGACGCUCCAAAAGUCAAUUUUACCGACACUUUUCUCUUCAACGCCCAUGCGUCCGCCAUCCGCUGCAUGGCGCUCUCUCCCCUGUCCGACGAAACCUCCAAAGUCACGCUCGCAACAGGCAGCACAGACGAGCGCAUAAACUUGUACUCGAUUUCCACCGCUCCACCCUCAAAAAACCGACCCAAACUCCCUUCCCUCAACGGCGGCUCCAUCACCGAAAACCCCAAAAACAAGGAACUGGGAUCCCUCCUCCACCAUUCCUCUAAUAUCACAGCGCUCUACUUUCCCACACGAAGCAAGCUCCUGAGCUCAGCCGAAGACAGCACCAUUGCUAUUACAAGAACACGUGACUGGACCGCCCUCUCAACCAUCAAAGCACCAAUACCCAAGCCCCAAGGCCGACCCAGCGGCGACACCGCGGGCCCUGGCGAAGUUCCCUCUGGCAUCAACGACUUCGCCGUGCACCCCAGCAUGAAACUUAUGCUCAGUGUCGGCAAAGGCGAAAAUUGCAUGCGCCUUUGGAACCUUGUCACCGGGAAAAAAGCCGGCGUCUUGAACUUCGACCACAGCAUCUUGGGUGCCGUAGGCGAGGGUCGCUUUUCCUCCGGCGAAGCCCGGCGCGUACUCUGGGACCCAGACGGCGAGGAAUUCGCAGUCGGAUUCGACCGCGCGCUCGUCGUUUUCACUAUCGAUUCCAAACCCAAGGCCAAAAUCGCGCCCGAGCCCAGAUCAAAAAUUCAUCAGAUAAUGUAUCUGCCUAAGACGAUGCAGAGGGAGAGUAUUCUCCUCGUUUCAACGGAAGACGGCCGCGUACUAGUCUACGAUACCAGUAAAACUAUCACCCACGAAGACGAUGCCAAAGCAGGGAAACAGAAGCAAGAUAUCCCAGAGAGCAAACUCCUCGCGCAAAUCGGUGGUCCAGCCGCCGGACUAACAGGACGAGUAAAAGACUUUGAAAUCUUACCGCUCUCACAGUCUACUUGUGUCAUCGUCACCGCGUGUAGCGAUGGCACAGUGCGUCUCUGGGCACUAAACACCUCUGAUCUCGACGGUAAAAGCGAGCAACACGGAGAAGGGGAAAAGGGGUUCUCAGCACCACAGGUCGGAAAGCUACUCGGAUCCUAUUCUACUGGCACGCGAAUCACGUGUUUAAAAGCAUUCCCCAUGACGGGAAUACCGGAUGAUGACGACGACGACGAAGUUGAGGCGUCGGAAAAGAAGGAAGAGUCAAGUAGUGACGAUGAUAGCGAGUAACCCUUUUACAAAAAAGAAAUGUCAAAAUUUUCAUUUCCAUCCCUUUAGUUGCAAUAGGGGAAUUUAUAAUCCAGAAUUUAAAUUAACUACC
Molecule: messenger RNA, 1663 nt
Organism: Bipolaris sorokiniana ND90Pr
Lineage: Eukaryota; Fungi; Ascomycota; Dothideomycetes; Pleosporales; Pleosporaceae
Exons: 1
Coding region: 46-1572 (508 amino acids)
Molecular function (GO): protein binding
Source: RefSeq, a predicted model, not a curated record